This is a messenger RNA of Botrytis deweyae, 1194 nucleotides long. RefSeq lists its product as uncharacterized. The transcript has a single exon. Lineage: Eukaryota; Fungi; Ascomycota; Leotiomycetes; Helotiales; Sclerotiniaceae. The record is from RefSeq and is a predicted model, not a curated record. The coding region runs from base 1 to 1194 and encodes 397 amino acids.
AUGACCCGACCUCUUGUUCGAAGGUCCUUCAUUCGAAGAAGAGCCCCGAAUACAAACAUUGGCCAUGGUGUACCGUUUAUCCUGAGAGACUCCAGAAACGCUUUUCAAUAUGUGCCGAGAUCGCCGUAUUCUACUGGCAGAGAUGCGGUGGCCCCAGGGAUAUCUGAAUAUUCUUUGAGGAACUUGAGGAAAGAUAAAGAAUCGAAUCUUACGUCUACAAAUACAACCCACGUUCCCAUAAGCGCAUGGCAGAAAUCGAAAGUAUGGAACAAAAUAUUCAGUCCAUACUAUGACCCCAAAAAGUUUCAACCUUUGCAUCAACUAAGUACUCCUGUGCCGCUUUGGGACAUUGCGCCUGGCUGCAUUCUGUUUCUGCCCGGUGCACAAAAGCUGGACCCAGCGGCCCGCGCAAAACUCGAAAAAGAUGGCAAGAUUGGCAUGGCUGGCCAUCCUGUCGUAGUGUUGGCAGUUGAUAUAAAAGGUGUUAACGAAGCUUCAGUCAUCGUGGCAAUAAUUAGAUCCUACUCUCAGCAUCAAGAUGAGUGUCGAUAUCUUGGGUUGGACUGGUUUGAUACUACACACUUCGAGAUACAACAGAGGGGCAACCACGACUUACCUCCACGACUCGAGCACAAUGUAAAAAUCGUACGGCUAUACAAAACCCCUUGUUCAAAUUCAUCGAAUUCCAUACGGCAAUUUAUUGCAACAAACUCCAUGCUCACUCUUCCUUUGCAACAUUUUUUAACGGAAACCAAAUGGCACCCAUCACAUUGGUGGCCUUCAUCCUGUCUUAAUGGUUGGGGUAGACGCAUCAUAAAGGAAGAUUUUAUGCACAUCGCUGAUACUAUUGGCUUCACCCCAGAUCCAUGGGUUAGCAGUGGUCCAUACAUGUGGAAAGAUUUUGUCCAGAAGACUGGGAUCAACACAUUUGGUCUUGAUAUUGAGGAUCCUGCGCUAUACGACGAGAAAGCCUUUUACCAGCAAAUGUGGGAAGAGGGACGGGAAAAAUAUAAUAAGCACUAUAAAUUAUCUCCAGAUUACUCUUCGAGCGCCAAUGAUUAUUCGCCGUUGGGGUGGGCUUUUGAUCGUAUGCCCCAUACAGGGCUAAUACGCAGGAGAGUGACCGGUGUAAGGUCUUCGCCUUAUAGAAGAUUUCGCCUCGAUAUUCCAGCUACACCCCAUACCUCUAUUUAA